Molecule: messenger RNA, 957 nt
Organism: Chaetomium globosum CBS 148.51
Lineage: Eukaryota; Fungi; Ascomycota; Sordariomycetes; Sordariales; Chaetomiaceae
Exons: 2
Coding region: 1-957 (318 amino acids)
Molecular function (GO): protein binding
Source: RefSeq, a predicted model, not a curated record
AUGGCGUCUCUCAUUCCCUUCACCCCUGUCACAGUGGAUCCCAUGCUGCCGACCAACCCCGUCAGUAAUACCUCUACGUCCGGGCCAUCACCGUCGUGCCCAGUGUCACCGGAGCCCGCCGCCCAAGGAGGCUCUUUCAUACACGAGCUCAUUGGUCUCUCACCCACCGGCUUCCGCGAGACUGUCCGAAACUCAUUCUCUUCUUUGGCUAGGCGGGAAGACCAUGAUUACACGACGGCUUCCUCACCACAGCCCGGCGCCGACGUGGUUACAAACCUGAAAAGCGGCAACCCCCAUACGACUCAUACUCGGUUACCACUACCGCCACCGCCGCCCCCCGAGCCGUGCCCCCGCCAUCUUCUCACCUUACCACCCGAGAUAUGGCUCUUGAUCCUGCAGCGUCUGGCGUUUGCCGACAUGGUGCGUCUGCGCAAGACGUGCAAGCGGCUCCGCGCGUUGAUCGACCCCAAGCAGAUCCGCACCCUCUACGGCCCGGCUCAGUUGUAUACUCAGCUCCUCAGUCACUGCAAGGCGUGCCUGCUGUACGACCCCUUUCGUUCCCACCUACUGCGGUCGGUCCGGACGGACCCGGGGUAUCCGCUGGCCAGCUGUUGCCUUAGCUGCGCUAUCAAGGCCCGGGAUCCCCGCAUCCGCGUAGGCAAAAAGCUCGAUCUGGCCAAUUUCGACACUGUCUGGGUGUGCCGCUGGUGCGGCUUCCCCAUCACCGACGGGGGCGCCUUUGGAUGCGAGCAAAUGCAUCGAUUCUGCUACAAGCGGUACAACGAUGUCCUCUUCGCCUUCUUUUCCGCCGGCUGGAUUCAGCUUGGAUUGGGAAUCGUUGCUGCUGCUCUUGCGUGGAGGUAUUACCGGUACGCGAUAUUGGUGUUUGCGCCCACCGUGGUUUUAUCACUUGCUCUCGCAACACGUGGAAAACGUAUCAUUGGAUCUUGGCCCUAG